ACUAACCUACUCAAUCCAUCAGCCACUAAAGUAAAAAGGGGAUAAAGGAUUAUUUUGUCUCAAACCUCUAGUUGCUUUCAAUCUCCCCCUAGGCCGCCCGUUAAUCAUAACGGAAAAAUUCAUUGAUUGCAAGCAUCCAUUAAUCCACCUUCUUCAUCACCUACCAAAUCCCUUCAUCUCCAACACAUGAUUCAAGAAACUCCAAUCCACAUGAUCAUAUUCUUUUUCAAAGUCAAUUUUGAAGACAAUACCCUCUUGGCCCUGCACCCUUACCUUUAUGUAUAGGUGUGUGUGCACACUCAUACACAAACAUAUAAGAAGUCGUGGAGGAGUUGUCAUUUGUGGCAUUGUCUUUUAAUUUUUUACUUCAUUUCGAAGCAGUAUAGGGUAUAUUCUUCUAGCAAUAUCUAUUUGCUUCUUUCUGCUGAAUUUAAGGUAGACAUGCAUUCCCUUCAAAGGGAAAGAAUUGUGAUGCUCUUUGGUCAGAUGACCAAGAUAUUGACAAAUACCACAUAUGACGUGAUUGUAUUGUGAUUACCUUACUCCUUUGCUCAGUUGAUUCUGUUAUAUUAAUUUUUGAAACAGUUACAUAUUUUGUCUGCUGAUGUCAUUUUGCUUCAGUGCAGGCCAUCAUGUAUGUGCUUUGCUUCCGUAUGAGAUCCAUGGUGAUUGUUCCUCGUCUGAAAUCACAACUUCUUCUCAUGGGUAUUGAGGAAAUCUUGCGGCAUCCAUUGAAUGCAUUAAGGGUGUGCCUUCCAUCCAUAGUAGAGGAAUUUCUUGGGCAGGCCAAAGCAGCUCGGCUUUUUUCUUUUUCUGAGACCUUUGUUCUUGAUGGUUUGCUGGAAUCAGAACUUUCCAGGGCUUUUGGUGGAGUAGAAAGGCUUGACAUGUUCUUCCCAUUUGACCCAUGCUUAUUGAAGAUGUCUGACAGAUUCAUCCGGCCAAUCUUCAUUUACUGGUCAUUGGUCAGGCCUAAUUAUUUUGGUGGCGAAGAUGAUGAAUUAAGCAGUGAUGAAGAUGUUGCCGAGGAUCGGUUUUAUAGAAACAAAAUGAAUGUUGAGGGUGGUAUAACUGGCACAAGCUUUGACGAGGAUGAUGGAAUCGGCAGAAGUUUUGAGGAGGAUGAUCCUGAUCUUGAUGAAUUUGACUAUUCACUGAACAAAAUGUCCAUAACACCCAAGAAUUCCCUGAAUUACACGUUCGAAGGUCAACUACAGCGACGUAUGCAGAUGCCCUCUAGAAUUAGACCCUCCACAAGUCCCGAGUCCUUGUGA
Molecule: messenger RNA, 1274 nt
Organism: Ilex paraguariensis (yerba mate)
Lineage: Eukaryota; Viridiplantae; Streptophyta; Magnoliopsida; Aquifoliales; Aquifoliaceae
Source: the annotation of a GenBank genome assembly